AUGCAGUCCUUACAUCUGUUGAGUCCGGCCACGGAGGAGUUUUUUUUAUAUGGCCAUGGCUGAACAGGUAAAACUUUUUUGUACUCCACCAUUGCGGCAAGGCUAAGAAGUGAGAGAAAAAUAGUGCUCACUGUUGCAUCAUCAGGAAUAGCUUCCCUACUACUACCAGGUGGCAGAACAGCACAUAGCAGGUUUGAGAUCCCAAUAGAAUUAUUUGACAGCACGACAUGUGGGGUACGCCAGCAAACACAGCUCGCAAACCUGGUCAUACAGUCCUCAUUAAUAAUAUGGGAUGAGGCUCCAAUGGCAAACAAACUAGCAUUUGAAGCUGUUGAUCGCACACUAAAGGACAUUGUCUCCUACACACAACAUGAAGCAGCACAUUUGCCAUUUGGAGGAAAAACAAUAUUGAUGGGGGGAGAUUUCCGACAAAUACUGCCCGUUGUGAGAAAGGGGAAGCGGCCAGAUAUCGUCCUUGCAACGUUAAACCGGUCGUACAUUUGGGCUGACUGCUUAGUCCACACAUUGAAACAGAGCAUGAGAGUCAAGAACCAAACAGUGGAGGGAAACACAAACAUUAACAAUAAAACCUUCAACAAAUGGUUACUACAAAUGGGGAAUGGAACAUUACCAAUGGUGUCAAGGGAAGAUGAGGAAGAGCCAACAUGGAUUGAAAUACCAAAACAACACUGCGUUCCAGUAACAACAGACCACAUUUCAGAUAUAAUAGCUCACACAUAUCCAGACUUCAUCAACAAAUGGAAUGACGAAGUCUACCUAAAAGAGAGAGCUAUCUUGACCCCGUUGAAUGACACCGCAGACGAAAUAAAUGAGAAGAUGUUCAACCUGUUACCAGGAGAACAUUCUACAAAGAGGUCUUCAACAACCUUCCCCAGGAUGAACAAAGACAUGAAGAAGAAUAACGCAGUUCCCAUGACAACCAAAACUACAAAUUCCUUCAAAGAUUCAGCUCUUCACGAAUGAUCACCACUGCAGCGCCCAACCCAAAAAAACACCUCACACCGCGCAACAUCAACUUCACACCAAGCAUACCUAACUGAUGAAGUCUGCUAAAUCUGCAGCAUUUCCAUCCAUUCUUACCAUUAACACUACCAUUAUUCCCUCUUCUUCCCGUGUGGGAAUAACUACAUGCACAAAGGGAAUGUAAUUAUUCAAAUAUCCUUUCCUUAUACAUGUGGUUUAAACAAAACCUAUAAUAACAAACUAGGUUUCCG
Cuscuta campestris is the source of this 1235-nucleotide messenger RNA. The record is from the annotation of a GenBank genome assembly. NCBI's taxonomy places the organism in Eukaryota, Viridiplantae, Streptophyta, Magnoliopsida, Solanales, Convolvulaceae.